CACAAAUGUCCCUAGCCACCUCAAAAUCCAAAUCACAAUCUACAUAUUACGGACUUAUUCCUGUUCAGUAUGCUGCCCAUGGUGGAAUUCGAACUUUAACAUCAUAUCAGAGCCUUGUACCCUGCAGAACUGAACCAACCUUUUUGACCAAAACACAGCCAGGAGAUGCUGUAGAUGUCUCAAAACGUGAGUCAACAAAACAUCUUAACGGACAUCAGGAUCUGCCUUCCGCACAAAAGAAUUCAGAACUUCAAAGAGAACCGUCCAUCCAAAACAACAAAGACGUAUUUGAGAAACGUUGUGAAGUCAAAACUCUUCAAUCUGCAACAUCUAGUUUGGAUAUAACAAAACCAGAGCUUCCCCUUGGCUUGGUACAUAAAAAUAUGUAUCAAUCCACAAGUGAUGUAUCUACACGUAAAGCCUCAUACUCUGAGGCUUCAAUAUCCAUUCCAAAAGCAGGCCUCAGUCUCAGUCUCAACUCCAUCCCCAAACAGAGGAACGUCACCGCUAUCUCAGCCAAACACUGGACUCAAACACAAGGACGUUUUGAACAUCAGGGGUACACCAGGAAAGGCGAAAGCCCCAGCAGUCGAACCCUUCACGAAGUCAGUGACAUCAACUGUAUCUUCAAUUUCUGACAAAAAGACAGCCGGGACAGGAACAUCACCCUCACCUUCAGAUCCCAAGGCAGUGGAGAAGUCAAAAGGCCUUAAGGGUAAGCUCAGUGGAUGGACACGGCUUAAGAAACAUUUGGUGGUUGAACCAGAGGAACCUUCCUUUCCCGAGCCACUGGCUAAAUCACAGGAUGAAAGUGCCGACCAAAUCACACAUCAUGAUUCUUCUAAGGAUGAAUUGCCAGAAGAUCAAUGUGAUAAUCAAGAUCUGGUGAAGAACAAAGAGAGUCCCAGAGCCCUAAAGAUGUGGGAUGCCCUCCUUUUCCAAAUGUUCUCCACAAAAGAAAGAAUCCUGCACCAGAUCAACAUCACAAAAAAAGAUUCAAAAGAUCCAGAUAAGAAGAAAGCCUUGAAAGACUCCCAAUUAGACGUUCCUUCCUUUGUCAGUCGCCUUCCAGUUUUGCUCUACAGCCCUCGAUUUGAUGCCAGGAAACUAAAAGAGGCAGCAGAGAAGCCACUAGCAAAAAUAGCAGCAGUUUUUGAAAGGGGACUGUUAAAACGAAAAACUCAGGAGGAUGAUCACAAGGACUUCAAUAGAACAGCCAGAGGAUUUGGCUCGACUAAAAUAAAAGAACUGUAACUUCGACACAUGAGAUUUGGGUUGAUCAAUUAUAUUAUUUGGAGCCUCUGUAAUAAACGUAUCUUUUGAAUAAUUUGGGAUGAAAUAUACAAAUGUGAUGUUUGGCAUGUACAGUGAAACCCCGGUUAGCGUCUGCCCCGAUUAGUGUGUUUUUCAGCUAACGCUGAGAAUCAACGGCACAAUUUUGCCUCGGUUUGCGUACAUUCUCCAGUCACCACAUGUUAUUAAUACACUGUCUGAGUCCAGCUGUGUUCUUAAUGUAUUUUUUUUUAUCACAAAACAUCCUUUGUUGUUAGCAUCCUAUUAGCUAGUGAAACAAAAUGGCAACUGGAACCAGAGGUUCCAUCGCCCGUCUAAGAUGUUAACACUUUUUCAUAGCUUUACAUGCAUAAAACGCGAUGUGGCAGCGAAAUCAACCACUACCACCUUCCUGUUUUCACUCACGCUCACGUCAAGAAUCACGUCUUCAUUGACGGUAACUUUAAAUGCUCAUUUAUCCCUUUCCUUCAUACUUUGUAUAUAUUUCAAAUUGUUUUAUGCAUGUAAAUCUAUAAUUGGAAAACUAUAAAAACAUGUUUUGUGUCGGAUUAAUUCGAUUUACAUUAUUUUUACUAAAUUUAAUUCGGUUAACGUCCGUUUUGGUCAGUCCUUCUUGAACGAACUAAUGACGCUAACUAGGGAUCCACUGUACUGUAUGUAUGAUGAUGAAAGCAUACGCUACACACAUUUGUUAAUUUCUGCAAAACAGCAGCCAUAUAUGCCAUAAUUAUUUCCUCCCUACUGAGUUUUCUAAGUUUAACCUCUUACAAAAACAUGAACAGAUUUUGAUGUGAGGUUUGUUUUAACAAGUCAGAAAAUUCCAGGAAAAAAAAAAAACAUUAAGUGAAGGUUCUAAAUGAAUUUGUAUUGUGUUGCCAUCAGUAAAACAUAGCAGAUGAUCAAAUCAUUUCCCCACCUACUGUAGGUUACAAGAAUGUUUUAGUUGUAACAGUUUGGUUUUUUUCAGCACUGAUGAACCUUGCCUUGGUAGACAGUUGCCCUUUUUGUCUAAAAACGUCCACUAAAUAAGUUGCACCAGAUGCAAUUGCAAUGAAUAUACAGGACAUCAUAUGCAAGGUCUGUAUUGACAUCAUUGAACUUUUCAUAAAUGUCAUCCAAAAAGAGUUAGAUAUUUGUUUUUGUUUU
Molecule: messenger RNA, 2439 nt
Organism: Dunckerocampus dactyliophorus (ringed pipefish)
Lineage: Eukaryota; Metazoa; Chordata; Actinopteri; Syngnathiformes; Syngnathidae
Product: proline-rich protein 33-like
Exons: 2
Coding region: 403-1254 (283 amino acids)
Source: RefSeq, a predicted model, not a curated record